GAGGUUCCGUAGAAUAGUGCGCGAAGGUGCAGAUGUUGGCGGUCUGAACACACAGAAGAAGAAGAAGCUGGCGGAGGUUUUCAAGCUGAGGCACUUCACGUAUCAAAAAGACAACACUUUUGCAGAAAUGGAAAACUGUGGAGACAUCCUAGUGAAGGAGUUGGACAAGCGUUCUUCAGGUCAAGCAUUUGAGGUUAUCCUGAGCCCCUCAACCCCAGAUGCCAAGGCCGAAUUUCCAUUGUCCCCUCGGAAGAAAAAGGAAAUGUCACUGGAUGAGCUUCAGAGGAAACUAGAAGCUGCAGAAGAAAGACGCAAGAGCCAGGGGGCUGAAAUGCUGAAACACUUUGCUGAGAAACGAGAGCACGAGAAGGAGGUCAUCCAGAAGGCCAUAGAGGAGCAAUGCAACUUUAGUAAGAUGACAAAAGAGAAAAUCAAUCAGAAGAUGGAGGCCAACAAAGAGAACCGCACUGCACGCAUGGCAGCUCUCAAUGAGAAAUUCAAGGAGAAGGACAAGAAGCUUGAAGAAGUGAAGAAGAACAAGGAGGCAAAGAAUGAAGAGAACUGAUUUAUGACCUGGAAUUUUUUCCCAAAGAUAAGCUGUACAUUUUAAACUGACACUUCCAUGCUAUUUUUUGUUGUGUUAGUUCUGAUUAUGCUGUUGAAUGAAAGUUGGUUAUAAAAGCGUGUGAGAGUCAGUUACUGGGUGCGGAUAUAGUCUGAUUUUUGUUCACUUGUAGAUUUCUAAUUGGCAGCUGAUUAAACUGUAGUUUUUGUAGUAAGAGCUAUAUUUUUGCAUUAAGAGGCAUUCUAUUGUAAUGAGUUGGUCUUUAUACUUCAUACUGUUGUAAUGCAUCAUAAAAUAGUUCCAAACUGUUGAUAAUGUUGUAAGUUUGAAUUUACUGUGUGAUAUCAAGGUUCUACCAUUAAAGUCGAUAUCCACAAUUUUA
Dicentrarchus labrax (European seabass) is the source of this 947-nucleotide messenger RNA. RefSeq names its product stathmin 1b (gene stmn1b). Bases 128 to 565 code for a protein of 145 amino acids. Gene Ontology annotation, biological process: neuron projection development; microtubule depolymerization; regulation of microtubule polymerization or depolymerization. Gene Ontology annotation, molecular function: tubulin binding. The record is from RefSeq and is a predicted model, not a curated record. Gene Ontology annotation, cellular component: neuron projection; cytoplasm. NCBI's taxonomy places the organism in Eukaryota, Metazoa, Chordata, Actinopteri, Moronidae. The transcript is spliced from 5 exons.